Molecule: messenger RNA, 2409 nt
Organism: Arachis stenosperma
Lineage: Eukaryota; Viridiplantae; Streptophyta; Magnoliopsida; Fabales; Fabaceae
Exons: 3
Coding region: 1-2409 (802 amino acids)
Source: RefSeq, a predicted model, not a curated record
AUGGGUUUGAAUUUAAGUAGCGCUCAAAGUUAUCUUUGUAGAGUGAUUCAACUUUCAUCAAAGUAUAGCUGGAUCUUCAUAAAAAGGCACCCAUUAGUUUCUAGUGCCUUGAUUUUCCUCUUCGUGUUGUACUUGUUCCUUUCUUAUGUUUACCACUUCUUGCUUUACAUGUUCCCAUUCCUUUUGUGCACUGCAAUCUUUGUUAAAAUCUUUUGGAGCUCUGAGCAAAACCUUAUUAUAGAUGUAAAAAAGGACAGCAAGAAAAAGAAAGUGGAGAGUGAUGAAAUUGCUGAAAAAAGGCAUCCAAAUACACCAAUCUAUGGAAGGCAUGGAACCCUUGUUAAGUGUCCAUCACAAAAUGCAACAAGCAGAAGAAGGAACUUCACUGGGAGGAAGUUGGAUGUGUACGGCGAUCUAGAACACAAGGCGAAAGAUUUGACCGAAGUGUUCCAAAAUGAAUUCACUAACAUAAUGUUUGGAAAAUCAAGAUCUUAUAGGGUAGAUGAUGAUCAUUCGGAUUUCUAUGACUCUGUGGUGAAACAUGAGACUCCUAAGUGUAAAAACGUGUUCUCUUCCGAACUACCACCACUGCCUGCCACCCCGAAUCCACGCAAUGUUAAUCUCCACAAUGAUACCAAGAAAGAAGAGACUGAUGAAAAGAAUCCCAAGGAUGAAGAAGUUAAAGAAGAUAUCGAGAAAUCUGGUGAGAUGACAGAGGAUGAGCAGAAAGUUCCAAUGGAUAUAGGUAUCGCCGUGACGGAGAGAACCAAGAGGCUAGAGAACCUGAUGGUAAGGAGAAGAGCAAGGGAGCAACUGAAGUUGCACAUUGAGAAAGUUUUGGUUGAUAUGAAAUCAUCAGCUGCCAGAGGACAAAACAUUGCACCAUUGCUUGUGGCAAAAGUAAACAACUCUAUGGAUUCUUCAAAGGAUGAUUUUGAUGGCAUAGAGAUGCCAGGUUCUGCACCAGCUAUGAGAAGUCCUUUUGAUAUUCCCUAUGAUCCUUAUGAAGAGAAACCCAAUCUAACUGGGGAUAACUUUGCCCAAGAAUUCCCUUCUAGUCCACCACCCAACAAGGAUACGGCAUUCAGCAGGCAUGAAAGCUUCUUUUAUGGAUCCUCAUAUCAAAGUAGAGGAAACCAUGACUGGUUUAGCCAAUUAUCCAGAUACGGCACUGAAGCAGCUGAAUCAGUAACUCCUAAUCCACUAAGCGACUACGACGAAACCACACAUGACGAAGCAGACGAGAGAUGCGAAUUCGAAGAUAACGACGACAUCGAAAGAAAAGAAGAGGACGUUGAAGCAGCAGAAGAGAUCAACAAUGCUGCUCCAACAAUCAAGCAUAACGUAACUCAAUCACAGAUAGAAGAAAUCGCAGAAGACAACGACUCUGUCUACAAAUCCGUUCCAGCUACCCUAGCCGCCGCCGCUAACGCUAACGCUAACAACGAUAAAAAUAAUCAAGAAAACGCGACCUUAGACAACAGUACGUUAAGAAGCCACACACCUUCGCUUUCUCUGGCUUCAGAUCUGCAAGUUGAAGUUUCCGAAGUCGGUUCGCCAACCCUAACCGUCGAUGAGAGCCAUGACACCGUUACUACCACAGAUGGAGAGUCUGUGUUGUACGACGGAGACGUCGACAGAGACGUUACGUCCGGUAGCGAAGACAUGUGGGGAGCGUCGCUGCACGCGCGAGAGAGGCGAAGAGUUAGCGAGCAAGACAUAUCGGAAUUGAGUCACUGGAGGGAGAUUUCUUCGCCGGGUUCUUUGAACGUAGACGAGGCAGAGAACGCGGCUGAUGUGAGUUCAAUGUCUUCGAAAUCAGACUUGCCGGAAGAUACACCUAGUGCAACUCAUGCUGGAAGCAGAGAUCACAAUAUCUUUGGAAUUGGUAUGAUGGAUUUUAGAGGAGAAAUUUCCAGUAGAUCACAUCCUUCCCCUUCUUCUUCUUCUUCUUCCAAAGUGCCGCCGCGACGGAAGCGAUUUAUACCUAGCCGUAGCGCCGAGCGUACACCUGAUCGUCGACCACAAUAUUCAAAUAAAGAAGAGGAAUGGAUUAAUGUGACAGAGAAUUUGAUAAACAGGGUAGUAAACAACUCGGCAACUACUGAACAUGAAAACAUUCAGAUCAUGAAAGGUAAUGAAGAUAGUGGUGGUGCAUCAGUUGUAAGACAAGAAGUAGUUUAUGAAGUUCCAACCAACUCAAGUUCAUCAACUUCACCAAGGUCUAUAUUAUUCCAUAAGGCCAUGGUAGACCAAGCUUCUUCAUCAGCUCAUAAUCAGGAAAUGCAAUUAGACGUUCAACAAUCUAACGUUGAGGAUACGGUACCAGAAACCUUAUACGGUGAAAGCAAACUUGACAACAAGCCUCAAAAUAAUCAGCCUUUAGACCUUAGUCAUUCUCAGGUGUGA